AUGGCACGAUCUUACAUAAAGAACGUACACAAGAGACGUGUUUCCAAGAGGUGCAACUUCUACAGAACUGCUAGAGUUGGUACUUGGUUCCAUCAAAGCAAUUUAGACAUUGCUACUAUCUGUAAGAUAGUAGCAUGUUUUUUGAUGUUCCGGCAUCCACGGCAGGACGACACAGUGGAUGAAACUGGCGUAGCGUCGCCCACAAUUAUAGAUUGGUUCAGUUUUUGCCGAGAGGUCUGUGUGUUCUGGGUAGACAAGCAUAGCGAGAAGCUCGGUGGCCCAGGACAUACAGUUGAGAUCGACGAGGCAAAAAUUGGAAAAAGAAAAUACAAUCGUGGCCGACUCAUUAAAGGGAACUGGAUUUUUGGAGGAUACGAGCGAGAAUCAAAGAAAGUCUUCAUCGUUCCAGUCGAGAAUCGGACAGAAGAGACACUCCUGAAGUGUAUCAAGGAAUGGAUUCUGCCAGGAACUACCAUCGUGUCAGAUUGUUGGAAAUCCUACAAUUGCUUAAGCAAUGAAGGCUUCCAACAUCUGACAGUAAACCAUUCCUACAAUUUUGUCGAUCCUGAGAGUGGUGCACACACUCAACAUAUAGAGCGCGUUUGGAGAGAGGUUCAGGGAAAUAUUCCAAAAUACGGAACUAAAUCCGAACAUUAUGUUGGAUAUUUGUCCGAAUUUCUCUUCAAACGCACCUAUAGCCGACUGGAACGCAUUGAAGCUUUCUUUAAGACCAUCGCGGAGCUGUAUCCUCCAAUGUCCGAAAACUUGCCAGCAGAAUUCGAGGACCAACAGGAACCAAGUACCAGCACAGCUUGA
This is a messenger RNA of Vollenhovia emeryi, 816 nucleotides long. RefSeq lists its product as uncharacterized. Bases 1 to 816 code for a protein of 271 amino acids. The record is from RefSeq and is a predicted model, not a curated record. The transcript is spliced from 4 exons. NCBI's taxonomy places the organism in Eukaryota, Metazoa, Arthropoda, Insecta, Hymenoptera, Formicidae.